This is a messenger RNA of Trichosurus vulpecula (common brushtail), 2394 nucleotides long. Its product is annotated as zinc finger protein 345-like. The coding region runs from base 1 to 2394 and encodes 797 amino acids. The transcript has 7 exons. Gene Ontology annotation, biological process: regulation of DNA-templated transcription. Lineage: Eukaryota; Metazoa; Chordata; Mammalia; Diprotodontia; Phalangeridae. The record is from RefSeq and is a predicted model, not a curated record.
AUGCAUAUAAACCUGCAGGACCGGCCUGCCAGGCGUCCCUACAGCGAGCACAUCAGGCCACAGCUGGCCUACUGGGUGCACUUCCAGGCACCAGGCUUUAGGGAGGCUAUCGGACCAAGAACUCAGCGGUGGGGCCGCAGGGAUGAACGGCAAGUCUAUCACACACCGUCAUUCUACCACCUGCCACCCACCACCUCGCCCCCUCCUCCUUGGAGCGUGGCCCCCUCUAAAGACGCAGCGCAGAUCACGCCGCUGAGCCCUCUGGGAAAUGGUGUCCGGGGAGCGCGGCGGCUCCUGCUCUUGGUCGGGCGCAGUGACGGAGAAGACUCCAUUUCCCAAAACUCAUCGGGAUCGCAGACUGGGCCUGUACCUCAGGCCCCGCCCCACCCCCCUCCUGGUUCCCGUGGACUUCGAGGAGUUUCGGACGUCGCCGUGCGCAGGCGCACUUCCAGAGGAGGCCGGAAGUUCUCCCCUUUCCCGCCUUGGUUCGCGCCCGGCUCUGCUGCCCAGGUGAGAGGCGGAGGUUGGUGUGUGGGUUUUCAAGGAACUUCCGCGUGCAACAGUGAGGGUGCCCGGGCUGCCCUGCGAAUUUCUCUCCGUGGGGGCACUGAGCAGGAGGAAGGAAUGACCUCUGAUCUCCUGUCAGUCAGAGCCCAGGAUGUGGCUGUGGACUUUACUCAAGAAGAAUGGAAACAACUGGACCCAGAGCAGAGAGACCUGUACAGGGAAGUGAUGCUGGAGAACUAUAAGAACCUUGUUUCCUUGAGAUUGGUAGUUUUUAAACCACAUGUGAUAUCCCAGCUGGAGCGAGGGGAAGAACCCUGGAUAUCAGAAGUCCAAGAAGUCAUUUGUCCAGAUUCCAUUACUCUGAAGACAAGGUGUGAAAACUUGGACCGGACUCCAAAUCAGGUAGUUUCUCUGGGAGAGUCUGCUAAGGAGAUAAUCACCAAGAAUGAUCCCUUUGCUUCCAAAUUGGGUGGAGCAUGGGAAUGUGAUGUCAGUUCAGAGAAGCAGAAGGGCAACUGGAAUAGACAAUUCAAGGAAGUGACAAGAAUUCAGAGAAAGACUAAUGAUGAGUUAAAUGAUCAUGAAUGUAACACAGUAGGGAGGAGGUUUAGUCUGGUGUCAGUCAUUAUUCCACCACAGAGACUUCCAGCAAGAAAAGUUCUCCAGAAAUAUGAUACACUCGAUAAGAACAUCAAAGAGUUUUCAGACCUAAAUAAAGAUACUGGAAUUCCCUCUUCUGUUUGUAAGUAUAGUAAAUGCAAGAAGUCCUUCACUUACCACUCAGAUCUUACUCAGAUUCAAAGAAUACCUACUACACAGGGAUCGUAUGAAUGUAAUGAAUGUGGGGAAUCCUUCAGUAACAACCCAGUCCUCAAAAAGCACUUGAGAGUCCACACAAGAGAGAAACCCUAUAAAUGUAAUGAAUGUGGCAAAAGCUUUAAGCUGAAGCACUCUAUUUAUGAACAUCAGAAAACUCAUUCUCAGAGAAGAGAGAGACCCUAUGUAUGUAAGGACUGUGGGAAAGUCUUCAGUUAUAAGUCUAUACUCUUGAUUCAUCAGAGAAUUCAUAGCAGAGAGAAACCCUACAAAUGUAAUGAAUGUGGGAAAACCUUCAAGCACAAGUACUUGCUUACUGAACAUCUGAGAAUUCAUACUGGAGAGAAGCCUUAUAAUUGUACUGACUGUGGGAAAACGUUCACCCAUAAGACAUCACUAUUUAUGCAUCAAAAAAUUCAUGCUGGAGAAAAACCAUAUAAAUGUACUGACUGUGGGAAAUCCUUUGCCUACCGGACAACACUUACUGAUCAUCAGAGAAUUCACACUGGAGAGAAGCCUUUUAAAUGUACUGAAUGUGGGAAAACAUUCAGCCGUAGGUCAUCAUUUCGUGCUCAUCAGAAAGUUCACACUGGAGAAAAACCAUACAAAUGUACCGAAUGCGGGAAAGCCUUUGCCCACAAGGGAACAUUUACUGACCAUCAGAUUGUUCAUACUACAGAGAAACCUUACAAAUGUAAUGACUGUGGGAAAACUUUUAGCCGGAAAGGCUAUCUUACUGACCAUCAGAGAAUUCAUACUGGAGAGAAGCUUUUUAAAUGUGUUGAAUGUGGGAAAGCUUUCAGCCUGAGGCCUUCACUUAUUAUGCAUCGGAAGAUUCAUACUGGUGAAAAACCAUACAAAUGUACUGACUGUGGGAAAGCCUUUAUCUACAGAGGAGCAUUUAAUGAACAUCAGAGAAUUCAUAGUGGAGAGAAGCCUUUUAAAUGUCCCGAAUGUGGGAAGGCCUUUGCCAGUAAGGGGAUACUUAGCAAACACCAGAGAAUUCAUAUUGGAAUAAAACCCUUUAUCUGUAAUGAAUGUGGUAAAGGCUUUAAGAAAUGCUACCGAUGA